GAGAGUCCUUUGGGAAGAGUCACAGAGCGUUUUCCUCACACAGAGAGAGCGCAGAGCAGAGCUCGGGACUCAUCCGCAGGACGCAGCGCUGCCCCGAACACACACACCACCGACACGUCCCAGACCGCUGGGCUGAGGGAGAAGAAGAGAGAGCAAAGUGCGAGAAGAGGGAGAAAGAAGUGUCAGAUAAGGAUGACACCUGAUCUGGGUGCCAGUUGAUCUCUUUUUUUCUGUCUGACAGCUUCAACUGUGGAUCUCCAAGCGCAAGGAGUGACUUUUCAACAUCUGUUCACACUGGGACUGGCCGCGAUUUUUUGACAUUUUGGAUUCUACUCCAGUAUGAUUCACCCUACGUCUUAGUACACACGAGGACUAGAAUUGCAUGAAUUAUCACACGACUGCUUGAUUUGUAGCGAGGCUCACAGCCGCAGCAAAGCGCAACCACGUUGCUCCUCUUGAAUCAGAGUGAAGGAUCUACAGGAGAACAAGUGCACAGUCCGCUGAGGAGAGACCGGGAAACAGAAGGAGAGGCACCGAGCUGUGGAGAUUUGUUCAUGUUUGGGAUCCAGGAGAGCAUCCAGCGCAGCGGCAGCAGCCUGAAAGAGGAGCCGCUGGGAGGCAUGAACUCUGUCCGGAGCUGGAUGCAGGGGGGCGGCGUGCUGGACGCCAACACGGCCGCCCAAAGUGGAGUGGGUCUGGCCCGGGCUCACUUCGAGAAGCAGCCGCCCUCCAACCUGCGUAAAUCUAACUUCUUCCACUUCGUCCUGGCUCUGUACGACCGGCAGGGUCAGCCGGUGGAGAUCGAGAGGACCAACUUCGUGGGCUUCGUGGAGAAAGAGAAGGAGAUAACCGGAGAGAAGACCAAUAACGGGAUUCAUUACCGGCUGCAGCUUCUGUACAGUAACGGUAUCAGAACGGAGCAGGACUUCUAUGUUCGAUUCAUAGACUCCAUGACUAAACAGGCGAUUAUUUAUGAAGGCCAAGACAAGAACCCAGAGAUGUGCAGAGUGCUGCUGACACAUGAAAUCAUGUGCAGUUCUCCUCCUCUCCCCCUCUCUCUGCUUUUGGUCCUGACCCAGUUCAUAGAGCAGCAGAAAGGAAAUGUCAGAGCGAGCAGAGAGAAAGGCCGAGCAGCAGAUAGUGGAGACAAUGUGUAA
Messenger RNA from Trematomus bernacchii (emerald rockcod), 1157 nucleotides. Its product is annotated as transcription factor COE1-A-like. The transcript has 6 exons. Gene Ontology annotation, biological process: regulation of transcription by RNA polymerase II. The coding region runs from base 555 to 1157 and encodes 200 amino acids. The record is from RefSeq and is a predicted model, not a curated record. Lineage: Eukaryota; Metazoa; Chordata; Actinopteri; Perciformes; Nototheniidae. Gene Ontology annotation, molecular function: RNA polymerase II cis-regulatory region sequence-specific DNA binding; DNA-binding transcription factor activity, RNA polymerase II-specific.